AUGAAAAUUUCUUAUAGACUCCUUUUCUUGGCGAUUUACUGGCUGCUUGCCAUAUCCAUCAUCGUCGUUAAGCUUCUUCCGGCCCAGUUCUUUAAUCUAAUCUCGUUCGACGGCUUGUAUCGAAGUAAAGUGCAAAUUGGUCAAGUUCAAUUCUCGGUUUCCAGUGAAAAAGUACUCCAAGCUGUUGUUCUCGACGGACAUGGAGAUGAUCUUCACCGGAGCAAAUAUAGUUUCCCAAUAGUAGCCAAUACGAAAAAAGUCCUAAGCAGAGAACAAAAACUCGAAAGAGCACUCGCCGGAGCAAGAGCCUCGAUUCGCAGGGCAUUAGCUGAUAGGAGAAGCAAUCUCUCUUCGGUGUCCACGGACAACGGCGGUGACGAUUACAUUUCCUCCGGAGACAUAUAUCGCAACCCGCGCUUAUUUCAUCAGAGCUAUUUGGAGAUGGAGAAAAGAUUCAAGGUGUACGUUUACCAAGAAGGGGAACCUCCAUUUGUUCACUACGGUCCGUGUAAAGACAUAUACUCAAUUGAAGGAAGGUUCCUCCAUGAGAUGGAACAAGGAGUUGGAACGUUCAGGACCAAUGAUCCCGAUGCCGCUCACGUGUAUUUCCUGCCAUUUAGUGUGACCUGGAUGGUCAAGUACCUCUAUACCCCUCCCACGAAAGACCUCGAUCCUUUAAGGCGGUUUGUAUCCGAUUAUGUGAGAGUGGUGUCUACUAGGCACCCUCACUGGAAUAGAACUCAUGGUGCUGACCACUUCAUGCUCGCCUGUCAUGAUUGGGGUCCUCAUGCAUCAGAGGGCGAUCCUUUCCUCUACAACAACUCCAUCAGGGUCUUGUGCAAUGCUAACACUAGCGAAGGCUUCAACCCUCAAAAAGAUGUAAGCCUGCCAGAAAUCCAUCUUUACGGCGGCGAAGUAUCACCUAAACUCCUUGCACCCCCACCGGACAAUGCUACGCGUCCCCAUCUAGCCUUUUUUGCCGGCGGACUGCACGGUCCAAUCCGUCCCAUCCUUCUCCAUCACUGGAGGAACCGUGCCAAGGAUCUUCAAGUCUACGAAUACCUUCCCAAAGGCCUAGAUUACUAUUCCUUCAUGCUCAGCUCCAAGUUUUGUCUUUGUCCAAGUGGGUAUGAAGUAGCUAGCCCUAGAAUCGUGGAGGCAAUCUAUGCCGAAUGUGUGCCGGUUAUCCUAUCGCAGUAUUAUGUGUUGCCGUUUAGCGAUGUACUGAGAUGGGAGUCAUUUUCAGUGCUGAUGGAAGUUUCAGAUAUUCCAAGGUUGAAGGAGAUACUCAGUGCAAUCCCAGAGCACAAAUACAGGAAGCUCAAGCAGGGAGUAAGGGCUGUUAGGAAGCAUUUUACUUUGAAUCACCCUGCUAGAAGACAUGACGUCUUUCAUAUGAUCCUGCAUUCAAUAUGGCUAAGGAGAUUAAAUGUGGGGCUCGCAUAGACUUUUCCACGCACGCUUACCCAUCAAGUUUGCUGUAAGCUAGUACGUAAUUUAGUUUUCUGGCCUCGAUCGGUCUCAGACAGGCACCCACUAAUUCCCGUGUAGAAGAGAAUAUAAGUUUUGUGCUUGUGAAGUUGUCGACCAAUUCUCAUAAC
Neltuma alba is the source of this 1601-nucleotide messenger RNA. Its product is annotated as probable glycosyltransferase At5g25310. Lineage: Eukaryota; Viridiplantae; Streptophyta; Magnoliopsida; Fabales; Fabaceae. Bases 1 to 1446 code for a protein of 481 amino acids. The transcript is spliced from 4 exons. The record is from RefSeq and is a predicted model, not a curated record. Gene Ontology annotation, molecular function: glycosyltransferase activity.